AUGUCGGGUAUUCCUCCAAUCUACCUGCGCAUUGCCAGCACCGUUUGCUCCCUGGGGGUGCUGGCUGGCAACUACCAAUGGCUAUUGAUGCUGCCACAUCAAGCUUUGAUUCCGAUGCUCCUAAGCAUUGGGACCCUGAUCGCCUUGAGCUUCAUCCAGGACCCUGAGGUGAUCCAUGAGCCCCAGCGCUGUCCCGCCACAGAUUGGAAAAAUCCACCUCCGGCCGUGGGUGUGCGCGACGCGUUUCCCAAAUUUGACCGGAAAGAGCCCGUCAACUCCUUCGUGCAGAUUUGCGAAAGCCUCAUCGAGGAAUGCACGCGCGACUUGCCCAAGACUCAUGAGAUUCCAGAGAUGGAGCAGAAGUGGAUUGUGGACAUGCUGGAGUACAACGUCAAGGGCGGUAAGAUGAAUCGUGGCCUGAUGGUGAUUGAGAGCGGUGCAGUGAUCAUGAAAGCUCAAGGCCGUGAACCCACAGAAGAUGACUUGAAAAAGUUGGCGAUUCUGGGGUGGUGCAUCGAAUGGCUGCAGGCGUGGUUGCUGGUAGCUGAUGACUUCAUGGACAGCUCGGAGACCCGAAGAGGGCAAGUGUGCUGGUACAAGAAGGAGGGAGUCGAUGAGAUUGCCAUCAAUGACGCAUUUUUGAUAGAGAUGCUGGUCUACCGCGUCUUGAAGCGUCACUUUUGGAUGGAGCCAUACUACAUGGACUUGGUGGAUCUUUUCAUGGAGACCACCUUCCAAACUGAAUGCGGUCAAUUGCUGGACCUUCAGUGCAAAAAUGUCACGUUACAGGACUUCACAUACAGCAGAUGGGAGCUCAUCGUGAAGUACAAGACUGCCUUCUACUCUUUCUACCUGCCCGUUGCUUUGGGCAUGCAGGUGGCAGGGAUCCGGGAGCAGGACGCCUAUGAUGCGGUCCGGGAACCCUUGCUGUUGAUGGGCGUCUACUUUCAGGCCCAGGACGACUACCUGGACGCCUUUGCGCCGCCCGAAACCUUGGGGAAGAUCGGCACGGACAUCCAGGAAAAACACAUGCCUGGCGGACCUCGAAUUUCUCGGAUGUCUGGCAAGGUGUACGCCAGGUUGACUUGGGACUUUUUGCCACAGGACAAAAAGUGCGGAUGGCUCUUUGUGCAGGCCUACCAUCAGCUUUGCUCUCCAGAGCAGAAGGCAUACCUGGACGAGCACUAUGGAAAGUGUAAAGUUCAGACCCCUGAAGAGCAAAAGAUCAAAGAUAUCUACAAGGAGGUUGGCUUGGAACGGAAGUACACAGACUACGAGACCAAGUCCUUCCAGGAUAUCCUUGCCUUCAAGAAUCAAGUGCAAGAAGCACUCAAAAUCUGCUGCUCAGGCGAUGAUAGCAGUUCUGUGAACGAAGGUGGCUUCGAAGAAACAGCCGCAACUCGUGGCUUCGUGGCUUGGGCCAAGGUUUCAGCCCAUCAUGCCAUGGCCACCAGUCAGAGGGCUUCAGAAGCUGCGCUGCUCUUCUUAUGUGGCUCAAGAUGGCUCAACGAUGCAGCGUCGGCAGAGGCAUUGGCGGCCAAGCUGCAGCGUGGAGAGGAUGACAUUGAAGGUGCCAAGAGCUUUGUAAAGUACGGCUUUCCAAUCCCUGACGGCUUGGUCAUCGCUUCAUUUGGUCAGAGGGCAAGACAGAUCUCUCCGAGCCCAAAAGUCCUGCGAUUUUUGCUGGAGAACAAGGCAAAUCCCAAUGCUGAAGACCCCUUGACGCAAGGACCUGGCAUUCACAGCGCAUGUUGGCACGGAACUGUGGAAGUGGUCAAGCUGCUUUUGGACUUCAAAGCGAAUUUGGAGGCCAAAGAGCCCAAGAUGGAAACGCCACCACUGAACACUGCCUUGGCAGCAGGUAACGCACCCGUGUGCUUGGAACUUUUGAACCGCAAUGCGGACGUCCAAUGGAAACAUCACGACGGAGCCAGUGGCAACAGCAUGGAUUGCCAGUUCACAUAA
This is a messenger RNA of Cladocopium goreaui, 1965 nucleotides long. The record is from the annotation of a GenBank genome assembly. Lineage: Eukaryota; Dinophyceae; Suessiales; Symbiodiniaceae.